GAGGUGGGGGACUUGCUGGUCCCCAGCAUGGCGGCCGCCUGGCCCUCCAGGCAGGCUGCUCAGGAGACGGUGGCUGCCCAGCUCCUGGGUGUCCUGUGGUUCCUGUCAGUCACCACGGGACCUUGGGGAGCUGCUGCCAUCGCCGCCGCUGGCGGGGAGGAGACGCUUAAGUGCGAGGACCUCAAAUUGGGACAAUAUAUUUGUAAAGAUCCAAAAAUAAAUGAUGCUACACAAGAACCAGUUAACUGUACAAAUUAUACGGCUCAUGUUCCUUGUUUUCCAGCACCCAACAUAACUUGUAAGGAUUUCAGUGGCAAUGAAACACAUUUUACUGGGAACGAAGUUGGUUUUCUCAAGCCUAUAUCUUGCCGAAACGUAAAUGGCUAUUCAUACAAAGUGGCAGUGGCACUAUCUCUUUUUCUUGGAUGGUUGGGAGCCGAUCGGUUUUACCUUGGAUACCCUGCCUUGGGUUUGUUAAAGUUUUGCACUGUCGGAUUUUGUGGAAUUGGGAGCCUAAUUGAUUUCAUUCUUAUUUCGAUGCAGAUUGUUGGACCUUCAGAUGGAAGUAGUUACAUUAUAGAUUAUUAUGGAACCAGACUUACAAGACUGAGUAUUACGAACGAGACGUUUAGAAAAACACAGCUAUAUCCAUAAGUAUUUUUUAAAAGAAACAAUCUGUCUCUGCCUCCGUAUCCAGGGAGGGAAAGAUCACUGGGGAGUCUGAAACCUUGAGGCAACGCGGAUACUUCUGGCACUGAUUCAGGCCUCUGAAGUGUGAACUUUUUCCUUUUUGCUUUGGGAGUGAUGCACUAGCUUUUGGAAGACCAGCUGCUGACUCGUCUAGCUCAGUGCAGUUAUAUUUGAAGCUGGAUAGACAAGGUGGGAACACCAAACAGAUGAUUAAUGUCUUCCAUCUGUUAACACUGCCAGGCAGAUGCCGGCACAAGUGCCGGACGUGGUGCACUGGUGUCUGAAGGGAAGGAAGCGGCACCUGAACGCUGGCACGGCCUCUUCUUACCGUGCUUACAAGGGUUUUGGGAAGAUGGAAAUACACGAAAUGUUAUGUGCUCAUAAUACCGCCGAGGUUUUUUUAGUAACAGGCAUAACGGCUUCACUUGCGUCCGGGCUCCCCAAGAGUAACACCAUAAUUUUUUUUAUCACUCAUAUUACUCAAAAGUAGACAGUCUAGUACAGUUGGCUUCCUAACAUGUUAGUCACUCAGCAACAGUUUCUGCAGUUGGCGGGUGAUUAUUAAGUAUUGAUAUGUGAAGUGAAUUUGGAUUGAUUCCUCAUACACACAAGGAAUGGGCCCUUUGAUUCCUUCAUUGAAAUACUGAGUGUCUACUACAUGGGAGGUACUGUUCUAGAUGCUAGGAUGCAGCAGUGAACAAAAACAUGAACAAACAUCCCCUCCCUUAAGGAGUUUACGCUCCCCUGGGAUCUGUUUUCACAAGCGAUAGUAUUUUGGGCUGCAGUUAAGCUAGCUGGUAGAUGCCCAGUUUCUAGUAUUUCCUAGUUCCUUUUGUUUGCAGACAGUGCUUUGAAGUUUAACCUCAGGAUCACCUAAGUCCAGAUUUGAAGUCUACGUUUCUCUAGCCGUGUACGGUAUGAGAAAUCCCUGCAAUCGAAGCUUGAAAAAGUCCUCUUGAUUCUUGCAUAAUUGUUCCAGUUAUUAACUUGGCCAGGGGGAAAGUCUGUUUCAAAGCAGGUGCUUCUCAAAGUGUUUAUUCAAAUAAGCUAUACUCCAAAAGGGUUGUAGGUAAAAUCUAGAAAUAAAGUCUCUUCACAGUGCAUUCUUAAGCCUGUAGACUUUAUUUUCUUUAUAAUUUCCUAAAUUUAUAUGAAAAGAACACCUCAGCUUUUCCACUUUGCUUAAUUCCCUGUUGCCUAAAAUAUGUACUUCUGUAACAAAUGGUUUUUCUGUGUCUUAUUAUUUAUUUUUUAUGUGAAUACAUUUAAUACAUGUAAUUUCAGUUUUUGUUUUGUUUUGCUUUCAUGGAGCACAUUUUAUUAUGGCUAUUUGUUAGUAGUGUCUCUAAGUACAAAUUGUAUGUUAAGGCCUCUGUAGGAGAUGUUUUAUAUAACCCUACUUUUAGAGCAGUGGCCAAAAUUGUGAGAAAUGAAUUAACUCAAUCAUUCCUUCGGUUACUCCUAAACCCUCUAGGAUGGAAUGGAAUGGAUUCUUUCAAUGCUACAUAAACAGUUAGUGUUUCUAUAGAAAUAUUUACAAAUGGUACUGCUUUAGCCUGAAAGAAUUAAUACAGUUUCCAGAAGUACCUCUUUACCCAGGAGGAUUUCUUACCUACAGUAUAUUAGAAUAAAAGAUCUUUUUAAGACUUCAAAGAUUGUGCUAUGUGUAUGGCUAGCAUCUGUUCAUGGGAUUUCUAGGACUAUAAGAAAUACCGGUUUGUGGGUGUGUUUUGUUUUUGUUUUGCUUUACAAAAAAAUGCAUGUCUUUUCUCCUUAUUUUAACCUAGAUGCUUAAGGCUAAGUUAAGUAUAUAAUACUGAUAAGCAACUAGGAAACUACAACAGAUCUAAUAGCAAGGACUAGCAAGAAGAAAAAUUAGUUCUUAAAAAGUACAAGUCUAAGAUGUUGGUUCCUCUUCCUGAUUCAAACUUCUUAACUGUAGAUGUUCCUCGGGGUUCUGACACCUUCUCCUUUUCUCCCAUUAACUCAGCAUCUAUUUUGCUUUUUUCUGUUUACAAAAUUAAUACAAACCUAAUGCAGAAAUUCUGGGAAACACCAACAAGUGCAAAGAAAAAAGCUCAUUCCAUAGCUCAAAGACAACAAUGUUAGUAUUUUUAUGUAUGUCCUAGUAGUUUUUCCAUGCACGUAUGUACAUUUUCUUCACAAAAAUGAUAUAGUACCCAUACUGUUUUGUAGCCUGCUUCUUCACAUUGUAAAGAUUUUUCUAUUUCAAUAAAUAUUCUUUUACAACACCAUU
This is a messenger RNA of Panthera uncia (snow leopard), 2947 nucleotides long. It is a transcript of the gene TM2D1, whose product is annotated as TM2 domain containing 1. The coding region runs from base 28 to 654 and encodes 208 amino acids. The record is from RefSeq and is a predicted model, not a curated record. Gene Ontology annotation, molecular function: G protein-coupled receptor activity; amyloid-beta binding. The transcript has 7 exons. NCBI's taxonomy places the organism in Eukaryota, Metazoa, Chordata, Mammalia, Carnivora, Felidae. Gene Ontology annotation, biological process: apoptotic signaling pathway.